CUUUUGACAACUUCAAAGACUUUUCUUUGAUAAUAAGGAGAAAUCGAUUACCAUUUUUACUUCAGUUUUUGAUAUUAGCAGGUCCGCUAUCAGAACAUUCCUACUAGAAUAUAUCCAAGAUAGUAUACAUACAGAAAGCUCGUAUGUAGGUGGAUAAUCAUGACUGGGUAGUGUUUACGGGAAAACUGGAAAACUUCUUUGAGACAGGACAAAAAUGCGGUUGUGAUCCAGAACAACGGAUAGAGCCAUUUUUUUGUUUCAUAUUUACACAUUUCCUUGUUCACCCCAGCCGUAAAUCCUGUUUUUAUUGACUACAGACACGGAAAAAAUGCCUUGAAUUCAGUAUAAAUAUGCUUCUCAUCCACGAUGAGAAGAAUCGAUAUCCAACCUCAUUCAACUUACUAGCCACAUCAAACACUAAUAUAAUAAACUCUUCAACUAAGACAGUCAUUGCAGUUAAUAAGAAGAAGAAAUCAAGAAUUAUGAGCCUCAAUAAGAUGGAUGCAGAAUGUUACAUUUUUAAGGAGACCUUCUCAGAUGUAUGUGGACAUGUAACAACCGUCAUAGUACAUCAGUUUUUUUGUGCUAGAAAUCAUCACGAUCAAUUUCCGUUUUCGCAGACAUCCAGUCCAUAUCCUGCUUCAUCAGAAAUAGAGAAGGGAUUUAAGCUCAAUUUCGGUAAUCAUCAUGAUAUCCAAUCAUGUCGCUGGGCUGAUGCUGAUAUUGCAGACAGUAAGUGCAUGUAUUGUCAAGCUGUUGAGAGUAGCCAAUUCACAAAUACAGACAGUAGCUCUUCUGUCCUAUCACAACUCUUGCCCUCGAAUACUUGGAUAUCUGAUCCUGGAAUUGGAGAAUACAAGUUCAUUCCUCCUGCUGAGAUUCAAUCACGAAGAGCAUAUUGGAAAAAUUUUAUUGCUGACCAAGCCAUCCUUUCUCAGCGGCAAUACAAAAUGCAGGUAAAUUACCAUGAUGCGGUAAAGGCAUUAGCAAACUAUGUUGAAGAACUUGGCCAAAUAAUAAACACGGAGACAUGGGAACAUUUGUCGUGGAAAAUCACAAGAGCAAAAAAGCUGCUAGAUUUUUAUGAGGUUGAUCAAGACCACUACCUUUUAAUGGUAAGAUCAAGGGAAGCAUCAAUGGAGUGCCUUUUUGAUCCCACGAACGUGACAUCUCUUACUCAUGACCUACUUUAUCAUGUCAAAUCUGAGGAAAUCCCGAGGGAGGAAAUCUGUUCACUUUGUAAAGAGGCUUUCGAUUCUCCGGACAAUCGUGUUGACGUAGUACGUGCGUUUUGUGGCCUUCACCUCUUCCAUCAUGGAUGCAUAGUUAAACGGUUCAAGAAAUGCGAAGGAUUGACUGACGAGUUAUCGUGUCCGAUGUGUCGAAAGACUUGCGAGUACUACUCAAUUCCGUAUUUUGGUCCGGAUUGGUACUCCAAUAGCACUGACCCUGAUUCAUCCAGCGAUUCAUCCAGCGAUGAUGCAGCCAGCAAUGAUUCAGUUAAUGAUAAUACAGCUGAAUCCAUCAUUAGUCUUACUAUCCGUAUUCUCAACGAUGAUACAAUUAGCGAUGAUUCAGCCAGCGAUGAUGCAGCUAGCGAUGAUGCAGCUAGCGAUGAUUCAACCAGCGGUGAUGUACUUGACGGCGUUCAUUGAUUGACUCCUCUACCGACCGGCUAAAGAGCUACGAUAACGACGUCGUAGACAAUGUAGGCAAUGUAGGCAUGAAUUGUGGUGAUUUUAGCCCAAAACUACAUGGUAAAUCUCUCUGGCAGAGGUAAGUCAUCCCAUCAACGCAAUAGUCUUGCAAUUUUUGAAUGCCUUGUUAUUUUCUUAGUAAGCAUCUGCAUGAUUUCUAACCUUUUUCCAAUAAAAAUAUUUUUUGCUAUUUCUAUGAGCCAUGUGAUUCCGUGUAGCCAGUGUUUAAUUUUUAUGUUUCUUGUCUGCAUCUAUUGAGUGCAUUGUUAAAAAUGCAAGUAUGGGAGUCUGUUAAAGCUAGUUUUUUCAGGAAGUAAUGAUAUCUGUAAUAAUAGACAGAGCCCAUGCAUUCCGAGAAUGAUGCUUUGUCCAAAUUCAAGCGAAAUUGUGGCUGAUAGGGCUCAAAGUCUAUAAGCCAAUGAUUUACCUAUCCUGAAU
Molecule: messenger RNA, 2135 nt
Organism: Sclerotinia trifoliorum
Lineage: Eukaryota; Fungi; Ascomycota; Leotiomycetes; Helotiales; Sclerotiniaceae
Source: the annotation of a GenBank genome assembly